Messenger RNA from Pyrenophora tritici-repentis Pt-1C-BFP, 1122 nucleotides. NCBI's taxonomy places the organism in Eukaryota, Fungi, Ascomycota, Dothideomycetes, Pleosporales, Pleosporaceae. The record is from RefSeq and is a predicted model, not a curated record.
AUGUACGCCAAAAUCAUCACCGUAGCCAUACUGUCUGCCUCCGUGGCGGCUACACAAAGCUUCACCAAUGCUCGCAGCUUCGGUGCCAUGCUGAAGCGCGGUGAGGUUCUCACCAAGCGUCAAGGAUACUAUCCCCAGAGUGAUAUCUGCAACGGCUCGGGAACGACAUGCCAGGAGAUAUGUGGGGCGGAUAAAGUCGAAUGUCCAUCCAGUAAUCCCAACUUCCUGAGGUGUCACUCCACUCUUGACGGCACUCACUGCUGUACCGAUGGGACAGGAAAUGCCUGUGGCCCAGGAGAUUACUGCACCAACGAUGGCGCAGGGAACACCUAUUGCUGCCCUGAAGGCAUCACCGCUGAGAAAUGUGCUCAAGAAUUCGGUAUCUCAGUUUCUCUGAUCCCUGAUGCGCCUACCGGUGGAGUGCCUUCUCCCACUGGGUCGAUCGUCAUCCCUGUUGCGAGCCUUACUGAAGUAUCGUCCAACAUCCCGGCCGAGACGCCUGUCGACAGCGCUACUGAAGACUCCUCAUCCACGUCCGACGAUACCGUCUCGACUUCGACGAAGUCAUCCACCACGCGGCCUCCUGCGCUACCAACCAGCUUUGCUUCCGCCGCUCUCUCAACUUCCAAAGCGCCCAACGCUAUAAGCAGUUCGUCGCUCCCACAGUUCACGGGCGCUGCUGCGAAGGUCGGCAGCGCGGGUAUGGCUAUACUUGUGGGAGGUGCUGGUCUCCUGUUCUUGUAGGGACGAUAUUGCAGCAUAUGGUACUGGCGGUCUUUGUGUGUUGGAAAGUGUCGGCCAUAGGGCUUAUCCCUUGGCUCCUCCUUAGGCAACCAGGCAGCCACCCAUUUACCCGCUAGUACCUUUACGGCCUAGCUCCUUCACUGCCUCUUCCCACUGCGCAUAUAGACCGCUUUCCGAUAGCUCUAAUACAACAUGAUUCUCCCCAACCUUGAUGCUUGACAGAAAGCAAGAACUUGGGUAUAAUGGUUGGAUAGUAACGCCGUACGAGGGACAUGAAACAUGGCGGAAGGACACGGAUAGAUACCACUUACGUUUUGACGCUUUCGCCGGUCUAACUUAGACGCUAACACUCAAAUGUAAACAUCCUUUUUUUCUGUG